GGCGUUUCCGGCCGCUCGGGUUCGGAGUCUUCAGCUGGGGAGAACUUUAUCGCGAUUCGGCGAGGAGCGGCGGGCAGCGCGGACGAGGUGGGGGACGACGACGAUGAGGAUGAGGAUGCUGCUACUGAUGAUGCCGUCGCGAUGUACGGGGCUUGGGGGACCGUGGUGAGCCGCGCAGCUCCCCGAUGCGCGGCCGCCUGGAGUAGGCUUGCAGUGGUGCCGUUGCUAGAAGGAGUUUCCCGUCUGAUUUAGCUCCUAUACGGACGCUUUUAUACAUUCCCUCUCCCGACUCUGCAGGUGUUUGGCUGAUCGGGCCAGUGGGCAUUGUAAGGGGCUUCGUUUUUCUUUUGUCCUGAGGACCUUCUGUAACUAACGGAAGAGUCUGCUGCGUGUGUGGUUUCCCCUCCUCUGCCGUCCUGCGCUUCGUGCAUGUGCUACUGGAACUGCUCCGACCGGGGCCGGCUGUGCAGAGCCCCCCUCGCCGCCUCCCUACUCCUCCCGCUUUCCUCCCUUGUUCAUCGCUCCGUGUCUUGCUGAUGACUUGGCCCCUACGACGACGCCCGGAAGCAGGGCAGUCUUCCUCGCAGACUUUCCCUCGCCCACCUGGCUUGCGACGGUCCCGCCGCUGACACCCCGUCCCGCUUCCUCCUCCUGGAUUUUCCCCUCUUGGCAGCAGGCAGGAGUGGGGAGAGGAGUAGCCUUCGUACAGGGUUUUCGGCCUUACAAUUGCAUCGGCAACUGGAGAGUCCGAAAGGGGGAUUAUUCAGUCCCGCGGCGGGGUGGUAUUCCCUACGGCCCCGUCGGGUCCCGUCGCAUCCCGCCGCUGCUGGGCGUUGAGAAGCGUAAGUGCGGCCCGUCCGCCCUCGGAGCAACAGCAACAAAGGACACCGCCGCCGGAGGAUGCCCCCGCGGCGGAGGCACUGAGCGGCGCCUCGUCCCGCUCCUGCUUGCGGCAGCGAAGGGAAGGCGUCCACUGAGUGUCGCCGCUCCUGCCCCCUCGGUGCCCUGGGUGUGAAGACGGGGUGUGUGGGGCAGUUCGCUGCGAGAACCGUGGUGUGACAGCGCCCCGCCGCCGCUGGAGCCAUGUUCCCACAGAGCCGGCACCCCACCCCGCACCAGGCUGCGGGCCAGCCCUUCAAAUUCACCAUCCCAGAGUCGCUGGACCGCAUCAAGGAGGAGUUCCAGUUCCUCCAGGCGCAGUACCACAGCCUUAAAUUGGAAUGUGAGAAACUGGCAAGUGAAAAGACAGAAAUGCAGAGGCACUAUGUGAUGUAUUAUGAAAUGUCGUAUGGAUUAAACAUUGAAAUGCACAAACAGACAGAAAUCGCGAAGAGAUUGAAUACAAUUUGUGCACAAGUCAUCCCAUUUUUGUCUCAGGAACAUCAGCAGCAAGUGGCCCAAGCGGUAGAACGUGCCAAACAAGUGACCAUGGCUGAGCUGAAUGCCAUCAUCGGGGUACGUGGCCUUCCAGGUCUACCUCCUACACAGCAGCAGCUGCAGGCUCAACAUCUCUCCCAUGGCCAUGGACCUCCAGUGCCUCUAACACCACAUCCAUCAGGACUUCAGCCUCCAGGAAUCCCUCCACUUGGAAGCAGUGCUGGCCUUCUUGCCCUUUCUAGUGCUUUGGGUGGGCAGUCUCACUUGGCAAUAAAAGAUGACAAGAAGCAUCACGAUGCAGAACACCACAGAGACAGAGAGCCAGGCACAAGUAAUUCUCUGUUGGUCCCGGACAGUCUGCGAAGCACAGAUAAACGCAGGAAUGGCCCUGAAUAUACCAAUGAUAUCAAAAAGAGAAAGGUGGAUGAUAAGGAUUCCAGCCACUAUGACAGUGAUGGGGACAAGAGUGACGAUAACUUGGUUGUAGAUGUAUCCAAUGAGGAUCCUUCUUCCCCAAGGGGAAGUCCCACAAAUUCACCACGUGAAAAUGGCAUAGAUAAAACCCGCCUGCUGAAGAAAGAUGCCUCUAGCAGUCCAGCAUCUACAGCCUCUUCAGGAAGUUCCACUUCCCUCAAAUCCAAAGAAAUUAGUCUGCAUGAAAAAGCCAGCACGCCUGUUCUGAAAUCCAAUACACCAACUCCUCGUAGUGAUGUGCCAGCCCCAGGCACUAGUGCAGCUCCAGGACUUCGUCCAGGCCUUGGCAAGCCUCCAACCAUGGACCCGCUGGUUAACCAAGCUGCUGCAGGUUUGCGAACACCAUUGGCAGUACCAGGACCAUACCCUGCUCCAUUUGGAAUGGUACCUCAUGCUGGCAUGAAUGGAGAGUUAACCAGUCCAGGGGCAGCCUAUGCCAGUCUGCACAAUAUGUCACCCCAGAUGAGUGCUGCUGCUGCUGCAGCUGCUGUGGUUGCCUAUGGAAGAUCUCCUAUGGUUGGGUUUGAUCCUCCUCCUCACAUGAGAGUACCUGGAAUCCCUCCAAAUCUAACAGGGAUUCCUGGGGGAAAACCAGCCUACUCCUUUCAUGUUACUGCAGAUGGUCAGAUGCAGCCAGUUCCUUUUCCUCCUGAUGCCCUCAUUGGUCCAGGAAUUCCUCGUCAUGCCCGUCAGAUCAACACUCUGAACCAUGGGGAAGUUGUGUGUGCGGUUACCAUCAGCAACCCUACAAGACAUGUUUACACGGGUGGCAAGGGGUGUGUAAAAGUCUGGGACAUCAGCCAGCCUGGUAACAAAAGCCCUGUCUCUCAGCUGGACUGUUUGAACAGAGAUAACUACAUCCGCUCUUGUAAAUUGCUGCCUGAUGGAUGCACCCUAAUAGUUGGUGGGGAAGCCAGCACAUUAUCCAUAUGGGACCUGGCAGCACCAACUCCUCGUAUAAAAGCAGAGCUGACGUCCUCAGCCCCUGCCUGCUACGCUCUGGCUAUCAGCCCUGAUUCCAAGGUGUGCUUUUCCUGCUGCAGUGAUGGGAACAUUGCAGUGUGGGAUCUACACAAUCAGACAUUGGUCAGGCAAUUCCAGGGCCACACAGAUGGAGCCAGCUGUAUUGACAUUUCUAAUGAUGGUACCAAGCUCUGGACAGGAGGUUUGGAUAACACUGUCAGAUCCUGGGACUUGAGAGAGGGGAGACAGCUACAACAGCAUGACUUCACAUCACAGAUUUUUUCCCUUGGUUAUUGUCCUACUGGUGAAUGGUUGGCUGUUGGAAUGGAGAGUAGUAAUGUAGAAGUGCUACAUGUAAAUAAGCCAGACAAAUAUCAACUGCACCUUCAUGAGAGUUGUGUAUUGUCACUCAAGUUUGCUUACUGUGGUAAAUGGUUUGUGAGUACUGGGAAAGAUAACCUUCUUAAUGCAUGGAGGACUCCUUAUGGAGCCAGUAUCUUCCAGUCCAAAGAAUCUUCGUCAGUGCUUAGCUGUGACAUCUCUGUGGAUGAUAAGUACAUAGUCACUGGCUCUGGAGACAAAAAGGCUACAGUCUAUGAAGUUAUCUACUGAAAAAUAUCAUGGGCAUAUAACUUUUAAAAGUUGAACUGGGCCAAAUUUGUUCUUAAAUGUAGAAGUAGAAAGGUUUUGCCUUUUAAAAAGCAAGUAUUGAGGUUCCAGACCUUGCCAUGAAACUACUCCGAUUUUUCAAAAUGGAAGGCAACAUCCAGCAACUAAAUAUUGGCUUCGUGGACCAAAUGAAAUACAGAGGCAAGAUGGACAGAUGUAGCCUAGGUUUUUGACAGCUUUUAAAAGUCAAGUCUACUGAAGAAUAUUGGAGCCUUUUAUUGUUUUCUUUCUUUGUGACCUCAUGCAAAUUGUUCUCAUUGCCUGACUAUGGGGGAUAAAUACCUUUCUGUUCCUUGCAAUUCAAGUUGCAUUCUGACCUAUGUAGAGCAGUAGUGUCUCAGAUGAACUUGUUUCCUGGUUUUGCAUCGUGAUAUGUUUUUGUAUUUUUGUUGAAGGUCAAACAUUUGUAUAAAUUGUGAAUAUAUUUAGUUUGUUACAGUAAAGGCUUUAGUAGCAAAAACUAGUCUUCCCCCCUCUAGCCUUACCCUGCCUGCCCUGCUUAUUUAAAAUUAAAAACUUUUUGGGGAUAUAAGUACCUUUUUAGAAGAAAAAGCAAAAACACUGUACAGUUUGGAAAUAGUAUCUUAUUCUUUAUAACUCCUUCUAGAUUCUUUUAUCAUACUUCAAAGUAGUUGUUUUGACAUAUUUGGGUAUCAAGUCCAAUAGAUACUGUCUUGUGCUACAGGAAACUUCAAAAGGCAAUUUUGUACUAAUUAUACUGUAAAUAUAAAAAUUGAACAUUUCAUAAAGUUGUGCAUUUUAUUUUGGGCUUAUUCUGAUGUCCCAUGUAUAUGUUCUUCGGCAGAUAGGGUAAUAUCUGCCUCUUCAUAACUCAUAUUGUCCUUUCUCUAGAGGAAGAGGUGACUUCCCUCUCCUUUUUCCCCUAGCUGAACAAAAAUCUUGGAAGACUACAUUUCAACUAAGUUCAUCAGAGCCUUUAUCCAUUAGCGGAGGAAGUCAGUGAUUAAACAAAGCUAGAUAAGUUGCGUCCUUUGUAUUUGACAGAGAAAUGGUAGUUAAUGACCAUUUCAUUUUUAAUGUCUUUACUCAGGUAAAUUUAAUUAAAUUACCCAAAGUGUGAGUUUUACAGGGGAUCACUUAAAGAGUGUUAAAUACUUGCAGCACUGCAAGUGAAUUGAAUUAACCUAAACUAAGUUAAACUUGCUUCUUAGUUUCUUGUGAGAAUAUUAACGAAGGAAUUUUUAACUAAUCCACUGUACAAAUUAAUUAGCAUUAAUUUUCCUGAGUAUACCAUGUUAUGCAGGUGUAUAGGCUCUAUGAAUUCAUACUGCACAAUCUUUUGAGUCCUUUCCAUUGUGGCAUCAGUGUGUGACAUCUGUGAAGAGCCAUGCUAGGCAGCUAGUUACCAAAGCUAUGCAUUUUCAGAUCAAGUUUUCUUGGUGUACUCAGGAGAAAUGGAUGAGGAGAAAUGUGUACAUUUUAUUCUAACUAUUUUUCAGAUUAACUAGUUCUACCACUGUGCUAGACAAACCUAGCUAUUGUACCAGUAAGAGCCAUACAUUUCUUUCACUCCAUAAUUUAAUUAGAAUUUCCAUUGCUAUUGUCAGUAUAGGUGAACAAAACCAUACUUUUGAAUGAAUAAUUCAGAUUAUGCAAACUGGCAGUUAGGUUAAGACUUACUUGUGAAGAGCUGCUUUCUCAUUUGGUUGGCAUUUGACAAUGACCUAUGUCCCUACUCUUUCAAAAACACGUAACUAGGAAGAAACAAGUUUGACUGACAGAUCUUUUGACUGAAUAGGGAAUUUCUCAUCUAAGGGCAAAUUUUCUCUCUAUUUCCAGUCUGAAGAGACAUCAGUUUUCUUUUCUAUUACAUGACCAUUCUACUGAAACCAUUUUAUACCAUCUAGAAUUGCAAUAACCUUAAAGUAUUAACUUUGCGUUUGGAAUGUAAAAUGUUAACCAUUCAGGUAAAUCUGAUUUCCUAGACAUUUAAAAUUAGUGUUUUAUACAUAUGUAUCUAUAUCUUUGUCUGUUGCUAUGCUGUGAAUAAUUAUCUGUUUGAAAAUGGUAGACCAGCUUAGAUGGGAGUCAUGUUCUUUUCAUACAUAGUAAUGCAAAACCCAGAAUCAUCAACCUUUUCAAAGAAAUAAUUAUAUUUGCUGCAUUGAAAUACAGUGAAGUGGCUAUGCCAUUUCAAAAAGGGAAAGUUUAAACAGUGGGUACUAGGUUACUUGUUUUUUGUGCUGGCCCUAUUUUCAUAUUGAAGUUUUUCCAAACAACUGACUCUACUGUUAAUCACUGACUUCGUUUAGCAGCACUGGUAAAUUUGCUGUAGUUAUGAACAUUUGGAUUUCUUCCAAACUACUAUCAUCUUGGCUUUUAUUUUAUAGAUGUUCUUUUGUCUCUCUUAAAAGCUGAUACAGGAGGAACCAACAAUGCAGUUAUUCUAACACAUUCAUGUAACUUAAAAAGAAAUAUAUAUACAUGUUUAUAGUGGAUCUGCUGUAAGUUGCAACCUAAUGUUUGAUAGUAAGACCACUUUCUUGGCAAUCAGGCAUUCAAAAGCACAGUAUCAGGAAAAUCAUGAAAUAGCUUGACUUUUCUUGUUAGCUUCUAGAAUGCACAGUGAGUCAGAGGAGUCAUGGAACUGGACAUUAUUUAUGUGUUUUAAUGAAUUUAAUCAUAUUUGUACCAUACAUUUCUUUGUUCUAAUUAAGUAAUUACUUCUUUUUCCUCAAUCAGAUCUACUUUAAACCUUGGGUCUGAAAUCUUGGAGAUGCAUCAUACGACAGUCUUAUCAAUUUUUGUUUCAGUUUUCACUUGCAGUUUAUGAAACUUUUUUUUCAUUUGUCAAGCACUAAAGCUUCUUCCACCAGCAGAUGUAAUUUUUAAUGAAAAGAUACAUUUGGUGAAAUCUUGUCAUGUCUGUCUACACUGCUACUUACAAGAUUUAAAACUUAGAGAUCAAAAUUUCUUUAAAUUGUUAAAGCCCUGUGUAAAAUAGUGGGUGGAAAUCAUGGCAUAAUGAAUGAAGAAGCAUACCAACCCAGAUGAGCAGUAACAGAAAAGGCACUGGGGGACGGACAUGGAAAAAAGAAGUACAACAUUAUCUAUGGUGUAAUAAUUAAGGUUUUUUUGUCAGUUUCAUUACAGUUCUAAAAGAUUCCUUUCGUUAUCCCCUUUUCUGGCACAGUCUUUGUUUGCUGGGUGGCUCUCAGUAUUCAGAGAUGUCUAAAUGCCACUUUGGCAAACCCUAGUGCCAGACAGAAGCAGGGGGUCCUUAGAAGUGAUAUGUUGCAUGUCAGUAGAAACAAUAAGUGCUGAAGAGAUUUGUAGUAAUAUUAAUUCAACUGAACAAAAUUCUUUGCCAGCUCUAAUAUGUAUAUUUUGUAUAUGUGCACUAGGCAUUGCCUUCUAUAAAUCAGUUGUGCAGAAUUGUCAAUGUGUCAGAAUACCUAUUUUUGAUUGUAUUUUCAAGCAAAGGUAUUUCCCCACAUCAACCCACAAGCUGCUGGUCCUUGAAAGAGAAUUUUCAUCUACAUGAAUCCUUUUAAACUCAUUUGGCCUUUCAGAAGCUUUUGUUCCGUGUAAGGAAAAAGGAAGCAAUAAAUGGAUAUGAAGUACAUAGACUGUGAAAUAAUAGUGGUUUUUUUUAAUAUAAACAUCAAAGUAGAAUCGUUGUUCAGUCACAUGCAUACUUUUAUGUAUGAAUGAUUGACUUUAAUUUUUCUUUCAUAUAUCUACAGUGAUGAUGCAGGUCAAAUUUUCAAAAUGUUCAGAAGUAAAUUAAACCCAGAUCGUCAAGUUGAUAAUAUCUGGUGAUUUGUUUUCGUGGAAAGACUGCCCCGCUUAUAAGCCUGUGGGAUCAUGUAAUCUAGUUAGAUUAGUCUUUCAUAUUUUUUAUUAUAUUGAUGCAAUUUUGAGUCAGUGGGGGAAUUCCAUCAUUUGAGUCAUUAAGAAAGGUGGAUUUUAACGUUUUCUGGCUAGGGAAGAAUAAUGAAUUCAGAUUUCACACUGUUAAUACAGUGUUUACUCCUUAAGCCACUUCACUGGAGAAGCUGGACAUGCUCCAACUGUGGUGUCUCUUUGAAGAAUUUUAUUUUUUUUCCUACUGCAAGUGCAUAAAAAGAAUGUGAGAGUGUAGGUCUAUACAAGACUUGAGUCAUUGUGUACUGCCAAAGAGAGGUCUUUUAUUACAGAAUUGGAAAGAAGAAUCAGCUCAGAGUAGGACCUGAUGAACACCAGAGUCCUCAAUUUUUUCCAUUCCCUAGUAUUUUUGUCACUCAAGGUUAUUUUUCUAGCAAUUGAUAAUCCCAUUUUCCACAAUGUGCUCUCAAGCGUCCCAUUGCAGCUUAAGUGCUUAGUGCAACAUUGUAGUUUUUGCUGGGAAAACCAGACAUACAG
Cuculus canorus (common cuckoo) is the source of this 7848-nucleotide messenger RNA. It is a transcript of the gene TLE1, whose product is annotated as TLE family member 1, transcriptional corepressor. Gene Ontology annotation, biological process: regulation of DNA-templated transcription; negative regulation of canonical Wnt signaling pathway. The record is from RefSeq and is a predicted model, not a curated record. The transcript has 20 exons. Gene Ontology annotation, cellular component: transcription regulator complex; nucleus. NCBI's taxonomy places the organism in Eukaryota, Metazoa, Chordata, Aves, Cuculiformes, Cuculidae. Gene Ontology annotation, molecular function: transcription corepressor activity; protein binding. The coding region runs from base 1084 to 3426 and encodes 780 amino acids.